Messenger RNA from Hydractinia symbiolongicarpus, 1858 nucleotides. RefSeq lists its product as uncharacterized. The record is from RefSeq and is a predicted model, not a curated record. Bases 64 to 1821 code for a protein of 585 amino acids. The transcript is spliced from 19 exons. Lineage: Eukaryota; Metazoa; Cnidaria; Hydrozoa; Anthoathecata; Hydractiniidae. Gene Ontology annotation, cellular component: nucleus. Gene Ontology annotation, molecular function: nucleic acid binding; exonuclease activity.
ACAAAUUUUUCUUCGGUAUUCAAUAAAUAUUUUUCUUAUUUUAGUAUUUCAUAAAAUAAAAAAAUGGGCAAGAAAAAUAAAGUCAGUAAAACAACAGAAAAAGAGAAAAUACCAACAAAUUCUGAAUUAGACGUAAAAAAGAAAAGAAAAAGGAAGAAGAAAUUGCAUAAGAAAGAAACUGAAACUUCUGACAGCAGUAAAGAUAUUCAGGAAUCUAUAUCAAAUAUGAAUGUUGAUGCUCAAAGCAAUGAUAAUAACAAAAAAAGAAAAACUUAUGAAGACGUUGAAAUAGUGUCAAGAAAAAAGAAAAAGAAAGAAAAGAGUGAGGAACUAUCUAUUACAUACGACUUAGAUGAACUGUUUUCACUAAAUGGUAAACGACCUCAAGGUUCUCACUUGAACAUGAUUGACAUUCGAACAUUAAUAAUGUUAACAGUCCAUGGGGGUGAAUUUCCUUGCUUACCAACCUGGUGUAGUUUCAAUGCAUGGCAAAAAGUUUUAAAGACUGUUGUUAUACUGGCAGGUUAUAUUUCAGAAGACGACUAUCAGCAAAAUAAAAGUUGCUUCAAUUUUUUGAACACAAACUUUGGAAAGCCUUUGCCUGUUUGGAAUGAUGGUUCCAGCAGCAUGAUAAGGUCACCCUUAGAAUGUAUGUUGCGUUACCGUAUGCCGAAGAAGUUACAGCAGAAGAAAAAAUCACAGUUCAAUUUAGAGAAGCCUUCAUCAAUGACUACAUUUCAAGACUUCAUUCUUUCACCGAGUCAACUAAGUGCGAACGAUUUCCCAGACUGGAAUUCCGCAGCAAAAGAGCAUGGUGUGGUUUCUACUAGAAGACGUGAUGAGAGGACAGCACCAACCGAGACAAGUAAAUUGUUAGCAAUCGACUGUGAAAUGUGUAACACUUCCAGAGACAACCGUGCAUUAACUCGAAUAUCAGUUGUUGAUCGAGACUUGAAUACCGUUUAUGAUAAGCUGGUCAAACCUGACCAUCCGAUAACUGAUUAUUUGACUCAGUUCAGUGGUAUAACAGCUGAAAUGUUGGAAAAUGUAACGACACGAUUAGAAGACGUUCAAAAGGAUUUGCUCGAGAUCAUUCCACCUGACGCUAUUCUAGUUGGUCAUUCCCUGGAUUUUGACUUGCGGUCCUUGAAGCUUCACCAUGAUAAUAUUAUCGACACUGCUGUUUUAUAUCCCGACCAGCGUGGACCAAGGUUUAAAUCAUCUUUACGAUAUUUGAUGAAAACUUACUUAAAUCGUCACAUCCAAAAUUCAGUGGAUGGCCACUGCUCUAUAGAAGAUGCGAAAUCUUGUAUGGAACUUGUGCUCUUGAAACUAAAGAAAGGAGCAAAUUUUGGCAAUCCUGAACUAGAGAGUGAAAGUGUAUACGAAGCCUUAACAAGAGUUGGCAAACGAGGAGCUUUGGUUGAUUCGAGUUAUAUUAUCCGUCAGCACUGCGAUGGAGACCACCAUGGAUUGCCAUGUGAAACAGAUGAAGAGGCGGUGUUAAAGUCAACACGUAUCAUGAAUCAUGCUGACUUCAUCUUUACUCAUCUAAAAUCAUACGAACAGUUUUUAAAAGGCCAAGACAAUCCGUCAGAGGAAACAAAACAGGUUAUGUUAAAGCAAAUCGAUAAGUCCAUACAACAGAUUGUAUCAGUUGUGCCAUCGAGUUGUCUGAUCGUUGUCUCGCUUAGCAGUGGCUUCAUUCCUCCAAGCAUAGUAGCGUUAGCGAAAGACAAAGAAAAAAGAAAUUCCACGAUAGUGCAAAACGCAGUUAAGAAAGCUAAAAAAGGACUUUGUUUUGUUAAAGUGACAACAUAGUUAUUAUUUCAUAAAAGAAGAAUGUUUUAAAUUAAAA